Messenger RNA from Rhodamnia argentea, 1913 nucleotides. Its product is annotated as probable protein phosphatase 2C 60. The transcript has 5 exons. The record is from RefSeq and is a predicted model, not a curated record. NCBI's taxonomy places the organism in Eukaryota, Viridiplantae, Streptophyta, Magnoliopsida, Myrtales, Myrtaceae. Gene Ontology annotation, biological process: protein dephosphorylation. Gene Ontology annotation, molecular function: cation binding; protein serine/threonine phosphatase activity. Bases 516 to 1700 code for a protein of 394 amino acids.
GACUCUAUCUAUCCGCAGUUUCUCUCUCCUCCUCCUCCACCACCAUAGUUGGCGUGGAGCCCAUCCCAUAGCUUGACCUCUGCUUUGCUGUCUUUUCUACUUACUUGCCUCUCCAUUCUCCUGUCUUCCUGAAUUCUAUUGUGGGCUUCGUUGCUCGUAUUCUCAGACUCAGAGCACAGAAAGUGGGUUCUCUUCUUUCCCUUCUUUUUAUACUUUUCCUCACUAAACUCUCUGUCUGUCUGUGUCUCUCUCUCUCUCUUUGGAGGAGCGAAUACCAAGAAACCAUAUUCAUUUCCUCUCUCUUGUUUCGAUGGAUCUACAAGAUCUAGCCUCCCCAUGAUCUCCUCUUUCGUUUUCGUUCACUCGAGUGGCUUUUGAUGGACCGAUGAAUUCUGGCGUGAAUUCAUUGACGUGAUCAGAACUUGGAAAUAAGAGGAACCUUUGAUGCUUAAAGAGUGAGAAACUAGUCUUGCUAGAUGUGCCGAAUCUGGGGAGGUUGUUGGGUGAGAUGAGGGAUGUUAUCUGGGUUGAUGAACUUUCUGAGGUCCUGUUUCCGGCCGAGGUCAGACCGAUAUGUUCAUACUGGUUCAGACUCUGGAGGCCGCCAAGAUGGGCUCUUGUGGUACAAGGACUUGGGGCAACACCUAGUUGGUGAGUUCUCAAUGGCUGUUGUCCAGGCCAAUGCUUUGAUAGAGGAUCAUAGCCAGAUUGAGUCGGGGUGUCUGAACUUGCAUGAGUCCGGACCUUAUGGUACUUUUGUCGGUAUAUAUGAUGGACACGGCGGCCCCGAGACGUCACGCUAUGUUGUUGAUAACCUCUUUCAACACCUCAAGUUGUCUAUAUCAGAGCAUCAAUCAUUAUCCGUUGACGUGGUACGGAAGGCGUACCAAGCCACUGAAGAGGGUUUUCUUUCUAUUGUCACCAAAUUAUGGCCAACAAAACCUCAGAUUGCUGCAGUUGGAUCUUGCUGCCUUGCUGGUAUAAUUUCUGCCGGAACACUUUACAUUGCAAACCUUGGUGAUUCACGAGCUGUUCUCGGGAGAGCUGUCAAGGCCACCGCGGAGGUUUUAGCCAUCCAGCUGUCAACAGAGCAUAAUGCUAGUAUAGAGUCCAUAAGACAGGAACUCCGUUCGAUGCACCCUGAUGACCCACAGAUCGUUGUUUUAAAGCAUAACGUAUGGCGUGUUAAGGGCAUAAUUCAGGUCUCACGAUCUAUUGGUGAUGUGUACUUGAAGAAGGCUGAAUUUAACAGAGAGCCUUUAUAUGCAAAGUUUCGCCUUCGUGAACCUUUCAGGAGACCAAUAUUGAGUGCAGAACCAUCAAUUUCAGUGCACCAAUUGCAACCACAUGAUCGAUUCAUUAUUUUUGCAUCUGAUGGACUAUGGGAGCACAUUGGCAACCAGGAAGCAGUUGAUAUUGUUCAGAAUCAUCCUCGCAAUGGCAUUGCUAGGAGGCUUGUUAAAGCUGCUCUGCAAGAAGCGGCGAAGAAGAGAGAGAUGAGGUACUCGGACUUGAAAAAGAUUGACCGUGGUGUCCGUCGCCAUUUCCAUGAUGACAUCACGGUGAUCGUUGUGUUUCUCGACUCCAACCUCGUGAGCAGGGCAAGCUUGACAAAACCCCCCAACAUAUCCAUCAAAGCGGGUGGAAUCAACUUGCGCCCCAACACAUUGGCUCCUUACUCCGCGAAUGGUGCCACUUGAAGAUGCUGCAAUUUUUCACACAUGUGAAUAGGAUACCGGGCAGCUUCCUUUAGUAAGAGGGGGCGGGCCAUCGAAUUCUUUAGUGUACACAGCGACGUCUUUUAACGUAGAACCGAUGCUUUUAGCUUCUGGGUUGAUGGGAAAAAAAAAAAAAGGAACGGAACUGUUGACCAAAAGUUUCCUACGUUAAUUUAGUAUUAGGACAGUUGCUCU